GUGCGCAUGCGUGCUACUUCUCCAUGUGUGCUGUGGCCCAACUGAGUAGAGACCUUUAAGCCCCUUUGGCGACACGACCUCGUCCCCAGCUCGGCAGCUCCUACGGCUUGCUGUUGCCCUCUUCUUUCGAUCUUUUCCCACAGAGUACGUCACCAUGGGCAAGAGCCGGACGAAGCGCUUCAAGCGACCUCAGUUCUCCCCUACCGGCAACUGUCAGGCCGAGGCGGUGGCUGCGGCGAACGGCACUGAAGACGAGGAAGAUGAUGGACCGGCGGCAGAGCUGCUGGAAAAGCUCCAACACCCGAGCGCCGAGGUUCGCGAGUGCGCCUGCGCGGGGCUGGCUCGCUUGGUACAGCAGCGGCCUGCGCUGCCCUGCCUGGCUCGCCGUGAUGCUGUGCGCCGGCUCGGGCCGCUGCUACUGGACCCCAGUUUGGCGGUCAGGGAGACAGCUGCCGGGGCGUUGAGAAAUCUCAGUGCUUGUGGAGGUUUUGAAGUUUGUGAUGACAUGGUGACAAAGGACAUCAUGACUCCCCUAGUGGCUCUGCUAAAAGAGUGUAGUGCUGGACUGGAUUCAAAUGAAAUGAUUCCACAGGAGAAAAAAGAUCAGAACAGAAAUUCUAUUGAGAAUAUAGCCAAUGAGGCUGUGAAUGUGCUGUGGAAUAUAUGUGAAUGCAGUAGUAGAGCAGUAUCUAUAUUCAACAAAGAAGGGUGUUUGGAGAUUGUAUUAAAGUAUUUAAGUAGGUUUUCCACCAAUGUUGACCUGGCUAUUUCAGUAGCAUAUUGUUUGCAGACAGUGACAGAAGAUAACCCAGAGCUACUGAAAUCUUUCAGUGCUACAGCGCUUCAUGUGCUGGAAUCCGCAAUGCUGUGUCCUGUCAGUUCCAUGGAGUACAUUCUCUUAAAGACACUGGUAGCAGGCACAAUCUGGAAUCUAAAGGACAUUAUUCCAUCAAAGAGUCAGGCAGAAAUCAUAAAUGCUAUCCUAAAGAUCUUAUCUGAAGUUUUAGAAAUGGAUGCUAUGGAAACGGUUAUUCAAAUGAAGGAGGCCGAAACUCAGCGGAUAAAGACAGCUGCGGAGACUGAGGAAAUCCUGGACAAUGCUGGUGGUGAUGAUUUGGUGGAUGAUGAAAUGGAAGAGAUUCCUUGCAGAAGAAAAGUCAGAAGGAAAACUUUCAUUUCUGAUUUACUUCCACCCACUGACAAGGAACUAAGAGAGAUCACAGCAUUGCUGACAGCUCAGCAGACUGCUCUGGAAAUCAUUGUCAACAUGUGCUGCAAUGAAGAUCCCUCGGAUGAUGAGUGGGAAGAGCUGUCUAGCAGUGAUGAAAGUGAAGCAUUUAUGGAGAAUUCCUUCAGCGAGUGCAGUGGGCAGUUGCUCUCUCCUCUCUGCCUAUCCCAUGAGAUUCAUACUGCUCUCACCAACUGCCCCAUCCCAAAGAAGGUUUUUGAGAAAACUGCCUUUCCAAACAGCGUUGCAGUUGACAUAUGUUCUAGGAACCCUACUUGGAAACCUUUGAUUAGAAAAAUGAACACUAUACAGUGUAGAGCCCUCGUGUGCCUCCAGAGUCUUGUGUCCCUCUUGGACGUGGAUCAUCUGGGAGGAGCCCCAGCCCUUCAGACGCUUGCACAGCACUUGUCACAGCUUCUUUUUUCUCAGCCAGAUUUUGCAAAACAUGCUGACUUUCUAGAAGCCAUAAGUAGUGCCUUGAGAGCCCUUUUGCAAACAAUGGCCUCCAAGAACAUUCCUCAGUGCAUGACGCCUGAGCAGCUGAUGACGCUGUGCAAAGCAGGCAUUCAUAGCAGCAAUGUCGGAGUGAGAGUGAAUGUCGUCAGCAUCUUAGGAAUCACGGGCAGUGUCCUAGCCAGAGAGUGUGGGACUCUUGAAACUCUUAAGACCAUUGGGUGCUUUCUGCUUGAUGUUGCCACCAAAGACCCUUCCCUUGUUGUAGCAGGAGAAGCUUUGGAUGCCCUCUUUGAUGUUUUUGCAGACGGUGAAGAAGCUGAAAGGGCCUCAGUUCAAAUUAAACUGUUAUCUGCUCUGAAAGAAUUCCAACCAGUCUUCAAAACGAAGAUACGAAAAGAAGGGAGAGGUAAAUACAGUCCAGAUCAGCUGUGUGUCCUCGACAACGUGAAGAUGAAUUUGAGAAGGUUUGUUGCUUAUCAAGAAACUGUUGAGAAAAGACUGACUUCUUGAACCAUCUAGAGAGAAUCUACAGCUGAGGGCAUAGCUCAGUGAUAGAGCCUUGUGGAGUGUAUGCAGGCCCUGGGUUCCAAGACCACAAAAAGAGAGCGAGAUUAGUUCUUCUCCAAAUUAUUUGAUGCUGAGAGUACUAAGGAGUUUCCUUUGAGUGUAUGCUUCAGAAAGCAAUUUUUAAUGCCCAUAUUCUGGACAGACAUUAUAUUGAAAUUCACAAAAUCUUUAAAACUUGUCAGAAACGUGUGUAGGCCUUGGAAUCUAAAUAUGUUUCUAGUGUUUGCUCUGUUAUGUCUUCAGCAUAUUUUAAUCACUGGGAACAAAGAGUGGAGAUGCAAAGCAAUCUCAGGUGGUCCUUUUUUUUUUUUUUUUUUAAUGAUACUGGGGAUGGGGCCCUAGGGCCUUGUGCUUGCUAAGCAAGCACUCUGCCACUGAGCUAUAGGUGGUUCUUAACUAAUACGUGGUCAGUAAAGAAACGUCAAACAAUCACAUCCUUGAAUUUUGCAAGAAAAAUGUAAGUCAUUGCUUGGGUACUUUUUAAAGUCAAUAUCAUUUUAUAUUAGAUGAAUUUUUAGCUGAAACAUGAAAACAAGCUUUAUAAAAUAAUUUUUACCAUGAUGUACUGUAUACCAAUUAUGAACCAUUUGUGAAGAAGUAAAUGAGCUGAAUUUGGUGUCAUCCUUAGUGUGACAUUACUGAGCUAUGAGGUGAUUGCCAUCCUCUGUACAGCAGGUCUGAUCAAUUAUUGCUUGUAACCUCACUCCUUGAUUUGACUUGAUAUAGAAUCAGAAUUGGUAGAAAAUAUUUUGAAUAAA
Castor canadensis (American beaver) is the source of this 3009-nucleotide messenger RNA. RefSeq names its product HEAT repeat containing 3 (gene Heatr3). The record is from RefSeq and is a predicted model, not a curated record. Lineage: Eukaryota; Metazoa; Chordata; Mammalia; Rodentia; Castoridae. Gene Ontology annotation, biological process: protein import into nucleus; ribosomal large subunit biogenesis.